GGCGGAGGCGCCUCAGGUGCGCGAGCAUGUGCAGAAGGGGAGGCCGAGGGCCGCCCUCGCGCGCUGCGCCGGGGAGGAGGAGGGCGGGCAGCCAAGGCUGUAUCGCUCGGGCGCAGAUCCCUCCCUCCGUCCCUCCUCCGCUCCUCGUGUCUCCUCCCCCGGCGUUGGGCGGCUGCUGCUGCUGCUGCUGCUUCGAGCGAGCUGCCCUCCCUCUCGGUCUCUCCCUCUCUCCCUCCGCCUCCUCGCGAGCUGGUUUUCUCCUGGCUGUUGCUGCCGCUGCUGCCGGCUGUUUUCCUCCCGCCGCUGUUUCGGCCUGAGAGAGCGGCGGCGACGUGACGUUUCCCUUUGACACAUAAACAAGGUAAGGCGGGAGGGAAGCACUGGCGGGGGGGGGGGGAGGCGGCGGUAGGAAAGCGAAGGGCUGAGCCCCGGGGGUCACUCGGCUGUUCCUCGGCCCCCGACGCGCUCCUGUCCGUCGGAGGCGACGUUGCGGAGCUCUUUCGGCCCGCGGAGAAAUGGCAGCGGGAGCUCCGGGGCUGAAACCCGGCCUCGGCGGCGGCUGAGGGGCACAAACCCUUCGCUUCACCCGCCCCGCUUGAGAAGCGGAUGGGCCCGUAGAUAGGAAGUCGAGGGACUGAGGUCUCUCUCGGCCCCCCCCCAUCAUUAGGGUCGACCUCAUCGGGAAGACCGGAGUUUUUUUGGUUGGGGGGGGGAGGGGAGAUAAUUAGUCUGGCACCCUUGUCUUUUCCCCUCUUCACGUUUGUGACCUGGAAGCACGAACAGGGCAAGGCGGGCAAAGGGACGCCGGGCGCAGGCUGGAAAAUCCCCGAAGGGACCCCCUUCAGUUGCGUGGGGCGGGGGGAGGGGGAGACCCUGCUCUUGUCAGUGCCAUCCCUCCAUCGGCUUAUAUAAGUGUGUGUGUGUGUAAAUGGAAGUCUUCACGGGUCAGGGGAGGGAGGCUGGGCAUAGACUGGCCCUGGAAAGUCCCCUCGGAGUCCUUGCGGGACCCCUCCCUUUCCUCGCCGAGCGAUUGUGCAAUUGUGUAUGCUGCGUGCAAGUGGAGGGGAAUGGCAACGGGGAAAGGAAAUCCUCUGAGGGAUGUGCGAUUAAACCAAGGGAAAGCUGGUCUGUCAGGUUUUUGUUUUUUUGGGUCUGUCUGGGGCUGGAGUGCAGAAACAGUGUCACCUUCUCUCCCCCCCCCCAACAAAAUAAUCCAUUUGAAUAUUUGCGGGAUACACGAGUCGUGGCGGUGCUGGGGGGGAGACAUCGGAAGGAAUUGCCUACAAAGCGCAAAAAGGGUAUUUGAAAAACACUGUACAGUACUCGAAAGUCGUCCCCUCCCCACCCCCCCUCCCCCCACCCCCCGCCAUCCGUGCUGGCUCGGCUUUGUUGAUGGUUCUGGGAAGGGAGGGGAUGUGUGGGGUAAGCGAGGCCAUCGCCGCCGCUGCCUGGAAGGGAGGCAGCUCCAUCCGCGCGUCCCCUGUCAGUUGGGAUGGCUCUGCUGGCCUCUCCGCCCUCCCCCGCAAGCCUUUACUUUCAGUUUCUGGUGUCGAGGUUGCCUCCCUUUCCCGGAUAAGACUUGCAUAUGCACAUCCUUGGUGGAGCGUCGGUUAAGGCUGCUUCUGUUAUCAGAGCGCUUUCUUUCGUGGCUGUGAAAGAUAGAUUGCCCCCCCCCCCCGUUAAACAAAACAAAAACAAGCUUGUACCCGCGUGGCUUACAAAUAUUUUCCACGUCUACGAAGAACGGAUGUGGAGCACUGGCCUCUGCACGUGACGGUAUUUUAAGGGAGGAGCUGUUGUAAAUAUGUCCUGACAUGUUCUCUUAGCUGUUUGAUAGGGGUUCUUUAUUAGUCGAGUAGCUCGAUGAAGCGAUGGCUUGCCUUUGUUGUUGGUGGUGGUGGUCAUGGGACCUGAGAGGGAAAUCUCACUUCUUCUAAAUGACCUAGCGCUACUGAUAACUAAAGGAACCGGUAAUACUUCGUUUCUGGAAGGAGGUGGGAGAUUCACACCUCAUACCGUUGCAACUCUUUUCAGCUGUCAUUAUUUUGUGGGACUUGUUUCCUGGAAUUACUUACUCUUAUCCACAUGUUGCUGAAGUAAAUUGUAAAGGAUUGAGACGAAGAAAUCAUGAUGAAAGUGGACCUCCUUAUUGUACAUUUAAAUUAUAUUUUAAAGAGGAUGGAAAGAAAUUUUUUGAAAUAGAUGUAAGAUGACAAGAGACUUGAAUUUCAAAGUAAUUAUUAGUAGUUUAGCAUGCAGGCUGUGCAAGAGAUGUACAGUAUCAGCUAUAGCAUAUAGACAUACAAAUACUUAGUGUUAAAUUUCAUGACAGUUGUAAUUGUGGUGUUGACAAUAGAGAUCAGUGACAUCUCUAUUAUUUAAAUUUUUCAAGUGCUACUGGAAUAUUUGGAUGGAAGAAAAUGCAUUUGUCACUUAAGGAUAUUCUGCAAAAUCAUGUGUCAGCAUGUGUAUAAAAUUGUAUUGCUGAGGCUGAUUUAUCAAGCAAUUAGAGCAAUUUUUAAAGAAACUUUAAGUCCAAUUUUCUUGUCCUUGUUCAUGUGAUUCACUUGUUUGCAUCUUUUUCUGUUGCUCUUGUGUUUGUAUCUUGUGUUUGUGUUUUUUUUAAAAAAUAUUAUUAGUUAAAACAAACCAUUAUGCACAUUAUCUGUAUACCUUGAGCAGGAAUGAAGCAUAAAUUGAGUGUUGGAUCCAGACUUACACUUGGGUCCCAACAAAAGCAUUUAGUCAUGGUAUAAUUCUUAUUGAAAUCAAUGGAAAUUGAAUGCAGCCCAGCUUUGGUACAGGAAGGAGUGGGACCCUUCUGUCUGGGGGAGCCAUCUCUCUCCAGUCCUUGGGACUCUCCCUAGGUCAUGCCUCUGACUGGCCCUGCUAUUGGACCUCCCCAGUUGCUUUACUUGAUUGGAAUGUGUCCUUGAACUGUGAGGAAACUUACUUGUUUAGACGGGGUUGGAGAGAAAAGUUCAUAGAAACCACUGACUUUUGUGCAGCUUGAAUGCAGCUUAGUGUAAGGGUUGCAUCUGUUAUGCUACCCAUUCCCCACCCCCACCCAUGCAAGUUUGCCCACAGGGAAAAGAGCCCCACUCUUGCUUCCGUAGAUACCAGCUAAAAUGUUAACUUUUUCAUCCCAACCGCAACUGAUAGUAGGUGUGUGCAUGUACAUAUGAUGACCUUUACCAGAGAGCAGGACAAAAGUUCUAUCUUUCUCCUGCUUCCUGAUCUCUGUGGCUUUUGAUACCAUUGACCAUGGUACCCUGCUGGACUGGCUCUGUGGAAUGGGAACUGGGGGGUGGGGAGGUUGGCGGUGACACUGUAUUACAGUGAUUCUGGUCCAACCUUCGGGACAACGUACAGUACUGGGAGAGUGCUUUUCAGCCACUUGAAAGUUACACUAUGAGGUGCCACAGGACACUAUUCUGUCUCCAGCACUGCUUAAUGUCUGCAUGAAGCUGCUGCAAGUGGUCAUUGAAGUUUUGGCCAAGGUACCAUCAGUAUGUUGAUAAUAUUAAUCUCUGUUUCUCUAUAACACCUGAAUCAAGAAAGGCUGUGUGGGCCCUGGACUGGUGCCUGGAUGCAGUGGUGGGAAGUAUGAGGGGAAAUAAAUAGAGCUUGAAUCCUAGCAAGGCAGAAGUAUUGGUUGAGUGGCUCCUGUGGCUGAGAAAUCGGACACUUGACUGCCCUUGACAGGGUUCCACUUCUCCUGAGGGAGCAGAUACGGUUUGGGGGUGUUUCUGGAUCCAGUUUUGUCACUGGAGGCAUAGGUAGCCUCCGUGGUUAGAAACACCCUUUACCAGUUGCAACUGGUGCAACUGGACUGGGAGAGCUUGACCACAGUAGUUCAGGCAUUGGUGACUUCAAGACUGGAUUACUGCAAUGCAGGCAAUUUGGAGCUUCCCUUGUGCUUGAUCUGCAUUUAGUGCAAAGUGCUACAGCAUUGUUGUGGACAGGAGUGAGACCCUGACAGCAUAUAACAUCUCUGCUUAUUAAUCUGUGCUGGUUACCUGUUGCUAAGUUCAAGGUGUUACUAUUAGGAUUGCCUUACUCUAUAUAUGCUCACUGAACCACUAUGAAAUGCAGAACUGGCAAUGUUAAAGGUGCCAUGCAAUACCUGUUCCACACUUGGAUAUUUAGGUGUGCAGAUCAAGCACACCUACAUUUGGAACUCUUUGCUUAUGGACAUCAGGUGCCUUUGCUAUACUCUUUUUGGCAGCUGCUUAAAACAUCUUUGUUUAGGAAAGCCUAAUCAGACAUGUGGAAAUUAUACACAUUUUAUCUAUUUAGCCAUUGUUGAUUUUAAUUCAUCUUUUGAAUGUUUUAUAUACUUGUUUGUAACUUUUUUUGCAAACAAAUUUAAUGUUUUUUGUGAACCUCUUGGAGGGUUUUUUUUAAAAUAAAAAAAAAUCAAGCAGUGUGUCUAUAGAUACUGUACAAUUUUCUGAAUAUUAAAGUAAUCAUCAGACAGUGUCUGACACUGAAAUGCAAUUCUCCUUGUGUUAUAUCCAUACAGUUUUGCAAUUCUUUUGAAAUACAUCUUUAUUACAUUGGUAUAUCAUUGUGGCAGUAUUCUUCAGUCUUAGCAUACCCAAGACCUACCUUUAAUCCCAACCUGUAAUAUGAGACCCAGUUUACAUUAUUUAUUGCAUAUGCCUUUCUUUUUCUCUAGGAUGAUCAGGUGCAAAUGAGAAUAGCAGGGCUCCUGCAACUUUAACAGCUGUGUAGAAGGGGGAGAUUUCAGCAGAUGUAACUUGCAGGGAUGAGAGAUGCUGCACUGCUGAAAUUAUCUCUGCUCUGCAGCUGUUGGAGGUACAGGAGUCUGAUAACUCUUAUAUUUGUUAAAAACUAAACAACAACAAAAAGGCAACACUACAGUUGCCACUGGUACAAGCUGCCUUUGAUUCCUGAACCACCAGUCAUCUGUAGGAAUGAAAACAAUAGCUAUUAAUUUGAAUACCCUGCAUUUAGAAAUGAGAAACAGAAGACUGCAGUGGGCCUUAACUUUUUAUAUCAAACCAAAUCCAAAUAUCUAUAGUCAACAGGCAGUACACACACACUCUCUCUUUCUCUCUGUGUGUAUGUCUUUAAAGUUUCUGUGUGGUUAAGUUUGACCUUGUACGUGCAGGGUACAUACUGCUUUCAAGUUUUUAACAAAAGAUAAGGUAUAUAUCUAAUAAAAAUGAUUUGACUUAACAAAAGAGCUAAAGUCCCACUGUCUUCAAAAAACAAGCUACUGUACUUAACUGUCUUUUGGGGAAAAUUAAUCUAAAGCAAGGGGAGGCAAUGUUAUUUCUAUCGGUUUUAUAUAAACCUCAAUGUCAUUUUCUUUGCUUUUUUGCAUGAUAAUUGUAGCCAGUUUGUCAGCUGGUCAUUCUUGGGGAGAAGUCAUAAUGAUGUGUAUAUGGACUAUGGACUUAAUUUUAAUUUACCGUAUUUUUCGCUCUAUAAGACGCACCAGACCACAAGACGCACCUAGUUUUUGGAGGAGGAAAACAAGAAAAAAAAUAUUCUGAAUCUCAGAAGCCAGAACAGCAAGAGGGAUCACUGCGCAGUGAAAGCAGCAAUCCCUCUUGCUGCUCUGGCUUCUGGGAUAGCUGCGCAGCCUGCAUUCGCUCCAUAAGACACACACACAUUUCCCCUUACUUUUUAGAAGGGAAAAAGUGAGUCUUAUAGAGCAAAAAAUAGGGUACUCUUUAUUAUUUCAUUUACAUUGUCUUUGUCAGAGAUGUGAAAUUUCUGGAGAUUUUGAAUGAGUGAACAAACUUGUUAUUUUUUUGUAGAAAAAACUUUCUAUGUGGUGGUAUCAAAUCCUCUGUUUCUUAUCUCAAGGAUAUGAAAUUCAUUGUUCAUAGUGUAUGUAGUAGUUGCCAUGUAAAAUACUACUUUGAAAUAUCUGGUUUGUUGUAUUUAUGGAAUAAAGUAUACUUUUUUGGUGGUACAGUGCAAUCCAGUUUAGCCCCUUUAAAUCCCAGUGGUUUCAAAAGCAUAUAAAAUCCUUUAAAUAUUCCAUGUAUAAAACGUUUGUUUUAUUUGAACACUUAGUUACAAAUAUACCCAGUGUUUGAAAUAGACCUGCACAAGGAUGCCUCCUAACAGCCCCAAGCCUAUGUGUAUUUAUUCAGCAACAAGCCCUGCUUGACCUGUAAUCUCUGCACAUUUACAUGAGAGUAAGUCCUGUUGAGCAUAGUGGUAGUUACUUCGGAGCAAAAAUGCAUGUCUUUUGCCAGCUGGCAAAUAGGAAAAAAUAAAAUGUGCAAAUAGACACACUCAUUACUGUGGUAAACAAAAAGGAAGGUCACAUUCUUUUUGGCUCAGGACUGUCGAGCAGAAAUGAAAAAACCUCUUUUUUCAAAGAGAAAAACAAAAAUGGAACAUCCAUUUAUGUAAUGUAAUUACAUUAUCCCCCCCCUCCAGCUAUGUACCUUCCAAGCUGGUAUAACAUGCAUCUGAUGAAGUGGACUUUAAUCCACACGUUUGUUAGUCUUUAGGGUACCACAAGACUCUUUGAAAUUUUACUCUAAAUCAUCAGUAAUGAUGAAAAAAUGGCUCUCUCCUACAGAAGCUCAUGUCUUUGUUAUUCUUUUGCUUUAUCACAGUAACAAAGCUACCCCUCUGAAAACAGCUAUACUUUCAUUCUGAAAGAAAAGAUAUUUGAGUGUUCUUUGUCCUCACUGCCUCACACAGUUGGACCAUAAGGAAAAAUGUGUGUUCUAACUUUUCUCAUCCCUGUCUUGUUUUUAGUAUCUUCCUCUACCAAUGCAGAUGAAAAGUUAAACCUAAAAUAUUAUGCAUAUAGUGAUAGCAACACAUUGUCAUGAUUGGUUCUGCUGAUUACUGUCUUCCUGUGUAAAACAGUCUUCCACAUCUUCAGAUUGAUGGGGGACUUAUGGAGAUGGUCCACCAUUGGAGACUGAUCCACUUGGGUCAACUUCGCCGUUUGGUUUAGUGAGGAGUAGUGUAAAAUUAAACUUCCUGAGCGGUGCUGUUGAAAGACUGGCUGAAUGUGAUGAAGCAUGCAGUGGAGUCUGUUUGCAGGCCCAUGAGCUGAGUGAUGUCAGCAAUGAAACCUUCCUUUUUGGCCACAAUUAUAUCCCCUGAAUCACAUCCAGUGGGUUUCUUCUGGUUAGUGAAGGGUCUUCUAUGCCAAUAAUGUUCUCUACCAAAAGGUGAGCCAGUGAUGAUCUCUGUCCUUUCUUAGUUCUAUGCUGUGACUUGAACACAACAAUUCUGUUAAGGGUACUGGUUGCCUGACACUGUGAAGGCCACCCCACAUACCUUGACUCUCAUGGAUAUUAAAGUCAGUUAGGAACAACCAAUAGAUUGUGUAAUGUCUCCCUAGAGAGCAGGAUAGUGAUCUAUUAGUCCUUAAGAAGGUAGUGGUUUGUCACUUUCUCAAGAAGUCAUCAUUUUUGGUUUUUAUGCAGGUUUGUGUCUCAAGCAGUACAGUUUAACUGUUUAUGUUUAUUAUGAAUAAUGUCUAGAUUAGUGGUUCCCAAAUAGCUAAGUACUGUGGAUGCCCUGUUUUUAAAAAGCUAAGCCAUGGAUCGCAUAUUUUUGAAAUUUUGAAAUUUCUAUGGUAGUUUUUGUUAUAUAAAUGGUGACACAGAUCCCCUAGGUGGGUUACAUGGACCACCAGUUUGGAACCACUGGCCUAGAUAAUUUAAUUUACAAGGCAUAUCAUAAACACAGGAAGUAAAAUAAUAAAUAUAUAAGUAUGCAGUGAUGAUUUAACUACCUUAAGACUUGUCUGCAUCUAGCUUCCCUUUUCCUGGAGAAGCACUGGGAGUAUGUGAUUGCAGUAGGAGAGUAUCUUCAUCUUGAGGCAAUGCAGGAGUGUUGAAAGUAGUCAAAUGCUCAGCAGCUUUUGGUGUUGCAGAUGCUGCUAAUUAUGCUGUUUUGCAAUGGCUUCAGUUCUUAAAUGGGGUAAUGAGUCUUUUUCUCCAGUGGUUCAAAUCUUUUGUGUCUGUUAAAUGAAGAAUGUGGUUACCAGGGAUGCUACCUCAGCCCUCUAGACAUUUUGUUUCUCAGUCCCAAGUGGAUUGGUGUUGGUUCUGAUUUUGUUUGACAUCCAUAUGAAACUAUUGGGUGAGAUAAUUUGCAGUGUUGGAAUGAUGCAUCAUCAACAGGCUGACAUCUAACACUAUAUUUUAGUCACUGAACACCUAGGUGUUUCUAUGUCUGUUCAGAAUCAAUGUCUGGAAGCAGUGCAUAGUGGGUCAGGUGGAGGAGGGUACAUAGUAUGAAAUUUAAACCAGAUAACUCAGAGGUGGCGAUAGUGAUAGUAUGUCUUUGGCGGGAGUAGCUUUUCCUGUGAUGACUUCCGGGUUGUAAUUUUUCCAUGGGAACAGCCUUGGAGUCUGGCAGGAGUUUUUGAUCUGUGCCUAGUUUUUAUAUACAGGCAAUUCUUUAUUUGUGCACAUUCAGUAUUUGUGUGAUUGCUGACAUGUGUGCCAUUUUCUGCACAGCAAGGGCGCUUAUGUGCGUCCCGCUGAUGUGCAUGGUGCCUCUAAACGCAACCCAUGCAUAAACGGAAAGUUGCCUGUAUUUCCAAGCAAACGUUAAUAUUACUUUUACUCUAUUUCCCCUAUAGAGUGCAUGAUUUCUUAGUGGAAUUUAAUGGCUUAUGCAAACUGAAGCCUACUGAGUUACAAAAAAGGAUUUAGUCUUCUGAAACUAGUCAUGAAUAAUUUGAUGUUGUUCCCACAAAUGCUAAUUACACUUACUGGGAGAACAGUUGUCGCUGACCUUGAGGGACUCACCUUGGGCUUUGCAUCACUUGGGGCAACCAGAAGCCAUAAAAGACAUCUGAUUUGUAUCUCUUCUGCUUCAACAGAUCUUGUGUAGUGUAAACAGUAUGGAGCUUGAUAACUUCAGUUAUUUUCCCUUUGAGGGUAUUGCUCAGGAAAGGGGGAGAGGAAAACGUAUUGUAUGAUAUAUUGACAAAAUUUAAUCGCUCACACUUCAGAAGAAUCUAGGAUAUGGGUUAAUAACCACUCUGAGUCCCAGCUGCAGGGAUCAUUCCUUGCUAAGACUCAGACUAAGUGUAGAGGAAGAAAAAGGAACACCGCAUGCUUUUCCAGCAGUAUGUGAAGUUGUCCCUCAGGCUAAGGAAUCCAAUAGGCUCUUGUAUUCAAAUCUUUACCUGCCUACUGAUAGUCUGAUCGUAUUCAAGUAUACGGGAAAAAAAAGUCAGUCUGAGUUCAAUGGGGCUUACUCUGUGCAUAUCACAUGCUAAUAUUCCAGCAUAGAAGCCACCUUCUCCAAGUUUCUUUCUGAGUAGCAUUUGGAAGCACAUAUUUUUAAAAUUGCUAUUUCCUCUUUAGGAGCAGAUUUUGCACAAAUAAAGUGUAGCCAUAUCUCUCUCCUCAGCUAAUUAUCCAUGCAAACUAUUAAGCAGUCCAUUAAAAAUUAAGCAUACCUUCAAAGAAUCAUCCUUUGUUGCUUCAGUCUUCCUGGCCUUACAACUCCAGUCAGGCUAUAGAUUAACAUGUGACCCCAAAAUUUUGGGUCCCCUCCAGACUGAUGCCAAAGCUUUGUGCUACUUUUGUGCCGCCAAUCCUACAUUUUGUGCUGCCCCCAAACUGAGUAAUUGACACUCAAACUGGGGCCAAAAGUAUACCUCAAAAUACAUUACUGUAUGUUCACAUUAGCAGCUUAGAACACAGUGAGGUAAUUUCCCUGGCCACAUUUCAGGCCACAUUUGCAUGGUGGUGGUGGUGGUCACAUCAGAGAUGUUUGUCACAUCAGAGAUGGGGCAGAUAUGUUUUCACCCAACAUGGAUGAUGUUUUGGGUUCCCUAGCUGUUGCAACUCCCUCAGAACUCACAUUAAGCUGUCACCUGUGCAUGUGUGACAGCUGCUGGCAUAGCUGUCAACUUUUCCCUUUUCUUGCGAGGAAUCCUAUUUGGAAUAAGGGAAUUUCCCUUUAAAAAGGGAAACGUCGAUAGCUAUGGCUGCUAGAGUAUUUCACAUUACUGCUUGCUUCUCAUUCAGUUUUCUAGCUGGAUUAAAGCUGGUUUGAGAUAAAACAUAUCAAACAACAUUAUUUGUUAAUAAACUACAGGACUGAUAUAAAUUGUGGGGAAUGUGUGAAUGCAGCUUCAAAAACUAGCAGUUCGAAUGCACUGCUGAUGUGAACAAAGCUACUUAAAUUGUACUCCCAUUACCUUCCAGCAUGUGUCAGAGGAAGAGAUCAAAACUUUCAGCUUCCAGGUUUAAACUAACCACCACUUGCUGCAUAGACCUGCAAUUACCGGUAGUUUAAAUUGUGGUUUAUUCAAACAAGACAAGACAACAAAGCCUUGUAGAAACUUAAAGACUUUUGUGGGCUUUUGUGGGCUUCAGAUGUACUUUAUGCAGUGCUUUUUUCGGGGGGGGGGGGAACGACGCAGGGGUAUGCAGACCCCUAAACAUUUUGUAAAUCUUUGAACUUUUGUCCAUUUACUGUAUUUAUUUUUCCAAAUUUGAACUAUAAAAUGGUGAUUUUCUUGAGUCAAAAUGAGAGUAUCCCUAAACAUUUUCUUUUAGAAAAAAAGCACUGACUUUAUUAAGUUUUAUCCUGAGUUCCAGAUAGGGUGUGUGUGUGUGUGUGUGUGUGUGUACACACACACACCUCUGUGAGAUUUUCUGGAUGGAGAUCGUAAACAGUGAUGUCAGAGGAAAACAGAAAUCAUUCCCCACACCUUUCUGAAAACGGUGACUAAGAGGCUGUCACAAAAUGCAAGAUUCAGGCAGUUCCACUAUUGUUGAAUGCUGGGCAGUUUUCUUUUCACAGUUUUACAUACACAAUUCUGCACUGUACAUAGGAUUCAAACUUAUGCAGGAAAUUCCCAUUCAAAUUUGAUGCUAAAUGCUUGGUCAUUAGAGUUCUUUAUCAGUAACCCUUUCAUUGCUUCCAGAAGUACCCAACUGUCGUGAGUUUGUCAGGAGUUUGUGGAGGUAUGAUGGAGAGUGUGGUCUGACCCUGAAGAGUGGGAGGAGCUUGAGGAGUGAAAGCUAGAGGAUGCUGGAGAGGGUCCAAGUAGGGUGGUGGUCAUGGAUACUGAAUCCCAAGAGACAUCUGAUCCAGUAGAGGGUCCCAAUUGGUUAGGGGGUUGAAAGCUGCCCUUUGAGAGUUGCUCAUGGAAGCUCUCAGAAGUCUCUCCUGUUACCACUGGGACGUGCACCUCCUUAGCUUCUGCUGCUGAGGGGCACCCUCCAGUGCCUCCCCCUUCAGGGAAGGGAGCUGGGGGUAAAUAUGAUGCCAAGCUGGCACCGUCCUCAUCUCUGUCACAUAGAACACAGGGACAUCAGUGUGCAGAAACCUCAGCUAGCCAGCCCAUGAGGAGGAAUGCCCAUUUGCUUGCCACGAUAAAGGAUGUGCAGCGGGCAUUCCUUCAUUUAAAAGGAAGGUGUAGGGAGCUUGUUGCUUGUUGGUUCAAUGUCUUAGCUCUUGCCUAGCAAUGCCUUUGACUUCUCAUGUAACUUCUGAUCCUUGCAACUUGUCACUUUCCUUGUGUACCAUUCUAAUCUCAAAAUAAAAGCAGGAGAACAACCUUGCAAGGUGUUACACUUUUUUGUUUCUGGUCUGGUGAGGGGGCGAUACACACCAAAUUCACCCUUUCCAGCUCCUUUUAGCCACUCUUCUUAAGUGCUCUUGGUUUUCAGUUUAAGAUCUCUUUAAAAAUAUUGAAGAUAAGAUCUCAACAUUCUGAUUUGUAGUGAGCCCAAGGUGCUUUUUCAAAAAUGUUUUGUAACCAAAGAAUUUUGCAAGAUUACUUGUACAAGGCAAUAGGCUAUGUCAUUGCUACUCAAAGUGGUGAUCCAUGGACCAGUGAUGGUUCAGGAGGCAUUGGUUGCCGGUCCACAACUCCAUUGCUGCCCUGGCUGGAUGGGACACUUCAGGGACCAAAUAUGAUACUAGUCCCUGGCAUAUUGGGGUUGGGGGAAAUGCCAGUCCACCACAUCAGAUAGUCCAGUGCUUCUCAAACCAUGUGUCUUCUCAUACAUACCCUCUAAAAUGUAUCACAGAGGAGCUACUUUAUUCCACAAGAUUGCUUGUGUUCGUAAACUAGAAAACAUUUUGGGAUGUGUAAACAAACUGUUCAUGAUAUAGCAAUGUUGAGGACUUCCCAAAUAAUUCAUUAUAACCAGAUUUAAUACAAUUCUUGUUGUUGAAUUUUGUAGAAGGGCAGUCAUCCCCAUUAACUAUAUGCUUUUAUUAAUUUGUCAGAUAUGGAAUCAACAAUUGCAACAGAACACUAUAAGUUCAAAAUCUGGAUCUUAAUUGUAUAGGAAGAAAGUGACUAUGUGAAAGUGAGAUAGAAAAGAGAAAUUUAGAUACAUGUUAUUUGGGAGUUGGGGAACUGAACUGGAACAGUUCAUUCUGAUUAAUGUAUACUUAUGGAAUUGUAUAAUACAGUAUUCUUAAAAUUAGUGAAAUCUGCAUACUUAUAUAAUCAACUGAAACAUAGUUGUAAAAUAAUGUUUCCACACAGACAUUAUUAUUAUUAUUAUUAUUAUUAUUAUUAUUAUUAUUAUUAUUUUGUUUUGUAAAGUAGGUGUCUGCUGUGGGGACAUUGAGGAUGUCCAUAUGGAGGAGAAGCAGGAUAGGUGAUAGUCUUUACUCAUUGUAGUAUGUUUCAUAACCCUGAAUUCCCUUAAACAAGGAGUGUACAUAUACAGUGGUACCUCAGGUUACAGACGCUUCAGGUUACAGACUCUGCUAACCCAGAAAUAGUACCUCGGGUUAAGAACUUUGCUUCCGGAUGAGAACAGAAAUUGUGUGCCAGCAGCGCAGUGGCAGCGGGAGGCCCUAUUAGCUAAAGUGGUACUUCAGGUUAAGAACAGUUUCAGGUUAAGAACAGACCUCCAGAAUGAAUUAAGUUCUUAACCUGAGGUACCACAGUACAGCUUCAUGCAUGCUACCAAGGAAUAUGCCUGGCAGUAAAGGGUAGUGCACAGACACUAGCCCUGGGCCUGCUGUGACAGGAAAUUGUCUUGCACAGCAUGCUUCUCCUCUAGUCAACACAGUAAACUGUCAGAUUGGACAACAGUGGGAAGGAUGUGCUAACAGGCUUCAUGGGAGCCUCUUGGCCAUCACCUUUAAUUGCUUCAGCAGCAAGAGGCAACUAGCUUCUGCUCCUGAAGCAAGUAGGUGAGGAGAAUUGGGUUCAGAAGAAAUUCCUAUUUCACCUGCUCUUUCUGAGCCCAGGUUUGCUUUCCCUGUUCCUUUUUAAUACUGAGGAGACAGCCUCUCUUUGCUGCUGACGCAGUUGCAAUGGGGGUGGCGGGGAUUUGUGUUGGGAGUCCUUUAUCCUUUACCCUUUUGUAAAUGACAAUCUUUGUAAUUAGAAUUUCAUUGAAGACAGUGAGGUUGGUAUUAAAGUAUUUAAAAAAUAUGUAAGAAUAUAGGGGAAAUCUUAUGAAGUAUAUCAGUAGUAGAUCCAGCUCAGCGCUCUACACCAAACAGUAGCUAGAUAAGAUUGCUUGGUUUCGUGUGCACAGGAUAUGAAUAAUUUGGCAUUUAUUUAUUGAAAAGUCUGCAGGUCAGGUCGCAGCUACUGUAUGACUUUAAUAAAAGCAACAGUUUAUGAAAAUGUAGCUCCUGAAAUAAUAACAAAGCAUGAAAAACAUAAGCUAAACAAGGGUAGCUGAAAAUUGAAGUAAUUCUGUAUAGUUAAACUUAUUGCAAGGGAAUGAGUUCUCCACAUAAGUAUAAACUUUGGAACUGUCAUGUGAUGGCAAACAGAUGCAGGCUUCCUCAGCCUUGUGCCCUCCAGGUUCAACUCCCAUCAUCCCUGACCUUUGGCCAUGCUGGCUGUGGCUGAUGGGACUUCUUGUCCAAAACAUAUGGAGGCCACCAGAUUAGGGAAGGCUACAUUUUACAAAUGACAGCUGUAUUAUUUGAUCAUAUUAGUGUCAAUCAAUGCUCUAUUUUCAUGUACAGUUGUAACACAUUUCUAUAAGCAAUAGCAUUAAAAAUAGUUGCAUAUACCAAUGUUUUUUAUGCUCCCUCUUUCAGGAUUUGUGGCACCAGAAGGGAAGAAGGUUGAUUUUGCAAAGAUUCUACUUGGUUUACGAAGUUCCUGUAUCUCAAGCUUUCUGUGUUACCAGUUAACAUCACUGAGAAGAUUUACAUAUUUUGCUACUAGCCUUCUAAUCUUCCCAGGGAAUGCACCAUGACAUCAGCAGCAGUUGACAGUGGAGGCUCAGGUCUUGAGUUUGACAGCAAUGGAGUACAAAUUCAAGGCCAGGUCAGAAAAUGAUGUACAGCUUUUCUUCAUGUGAUCUUUGUAAAUGCUAAUUGUGGAUACAAAUGAAACAUGUAAUGGGAGAGGAUCAUGCCCUAGUUCAUGCUCAGAGAGAAAAGAGAACUGUUGUGUCCGAUAGAUUAUAGGUUUUGACUUGGGGGAAUGUACCUCAGAGCAUUUAUUUGAAUGUAAGUGCUAGAUUCAUUAAAAUAACUUGGUAUUUAGAACUGAAUACAGUGGUGCCUCGCAAGACGAAAAGAAUCCGUUCUGGGAGUCUCUUCGUCUAGCGGUUUUUUCGUCUUGCGAAGCAAGCCCAUUGACGGGAUUAGCGGAUUAGCGCUAUUAGCGGCUUUUAGCGGCUUUUAGCGGCUUUUAGCAGCUUAUCAGCUUAUCAGAUAAGCAGAUAAGCGGCUUAGCGACUUAGAAAAAGAGGGGGAAAAGGGAAAAAAAACCCCAGGAACUCGCAAGACAUUUUCGUCUUGCGAAGCAAGCCCAUUGCAGAUUCGUUUUGCGAGGCACCUCCAAAACGGAAAACUCUUUCGUCUAGCGAGUUUUCCGUCUUGCGAGGCAUUCGUCUUGCGGGGCACCACUGUACCUGAAGCCAUAUGCGGGCUAUGAGAAUUACUGCAGUUUUUGAAAAACAAGAAUUUGCCUACCUUGCUUCCAAGCUAAGUUGGUAAUUACACACAUCUGUUAAAAACAUUCAAAUACGUGGGCAAGGUAAAGGAAUGAGCAGUGAUGAAAAGCGCAGAUCUGAGCUACAUGUUUAUCACAUUGAAACUGAUAGGACUUUAAAUUGUGCAACUUUGGACUAAACCCUUAAUGUCAUUUCUAGUUAUUUCUGUAAUAAUAUAUCUUGGUAAGUGCCAAAGUUCAUGGAAAUGAUAGGCCGCUUGUUAAUUAAAUGCAACAGUGUUUGCAUACUGUGGCUCAUGGUGUGUUCCUGAUGAGCCUUGCUAUAGUGGUUGAUACAUUGUAUCUGUCUCUAUCCCUCUCUCCACACCAUUCUGCCUACAGAUAUACCCAAAUUUAUUUGUAAUCCUUUAAAUACAUACUUUUUAUUUAAUAUUCUAUGAAAGACAUCAAGUCACUAAAGGGAAAAUGGAAGGGAUUAUUUGGAUUAGGAGGGCAACACUUUUUCUUACUGUGCUCUACAGGAGAACGAGCCAGUCUCUGAAUAUCCAGCAGUGAUUGUAGAGCCAGUACCAAGUGCCAGAGUCGAACAAGGAUAUGCUGCACAGAUCUUUGUUUAUGAUGAUGAAACUUACCUUCUUCAAGAUGUUGCAGAAGAACAGGAAAUCGAGACAGAAACUGUGAAGACAGGUAAACUUCUUUUCUUACUUUUUUUUUUUGCUAAGGAUGCAAACAUUAAUCAGCUGGUAUGCAUCACUACUGUUUUAAUUGCACAUUAUGAUUCCCCCUUCCAUUUAAUGGGACCAGCUAAUGAAAAGGAGAUGGGAAGGUGGCAGGUCACUUGAAGGGGAAAAUUUAUAUAUAUAUGCUCAACCAAGUAACAUCAUUAUUAUAUCAUUUUACAAUGCAAAUAAAUUAUAUGGAUACAGGGUAUCAUUCCCAAACACAGCAAAAAUUGAAUAUGUAAGAUUCAUUAGUGUGAUGAGGUUCCAGCUUUUUCAAAGCAAUCUAAGUUUGGCAGUGCUAUAGUCUUCCUCCUUUGCCAGUUACCGUUUCUGCUGCAAUUAGUAGAUCAACUGUCAUUUCCAGAUCUGAUUCAGGAAUUAUACCUUUCAAAUAAUUCCAUAAUAAUACAUUUAGUAGAAAAUAUCCUGUCUUUAGGCUUGUUGCUCUGCAUAUUGCACAAAUAUGCUAACUUAUCUUUCCUGUAUAAAAUCUGAAUAAGCUUAGGAUAUGCUUUUCUUUACAGUUUGUAUACUGUAGAUAGCUGUAGAUAGUCCAGUAGAUAGCUUGCCUCUUAGGGUAAGAUUUAUGAGGUUUUCCUUUUACUAAUGAAAACAAUGGCUAUCAAGCCAACAGUUCUCAUUUAAUCAGUGUCAAUAUGGUUCAACCUGCUUUUGGAGGAGGGCAAGGGAAGGGGAGGUGGAAAACUAGUUGGUGUUGUUACUAUGGUAGGAACUACUUCACAUUCCCUUAUGACACGAAAUGAAAAUGUCAAAUAUGAACUCUUAACUAUGAGUGGAGAUUUGCACUUUUAUAAAGAAAGUGCUAAAAAGCUGUUUCCUUUGGUAUCCUCAAUACACCUUCAUUUAUGCUUUUCAAUGUGUAAGCAAGACUUAAAUUAAUAACUCAAUGUAUUGGUUAAAAGCAAGGCAGUGAAUUGAUUAGGACUAUAAACUAAACUGUAACGAGAUAUUUUUAAUUUUCGUUGCUCUCUGAUUGAUUUUUAGCACUGUAAAUAUACUUUAUGGAGAAGAAAGUUCCACUGGCAUUUGUGGCUUUAUUUCUAUAUUAUGCUUCUGUUUUAAAUGUGCUAAAAGACUACUGUACUCAUAGAAAGUAUGGCUGGCUUAUAAAUCUAUUUUGACUUGGUACAAUGAGUAAAUAAAUCUGCAUUUAUUUAUUCAUGAGUGAAUUUAUAAAUGGCCAGCAUUUUAAAAAAUUGUGUAGCAAUGUACAAUAAAAUUCUUAUAACAUCAUAAAAUACAAAAUGAAUGACCGACACAGAAUCAAAUUCAUUCUUUAUAAGUGCUUAACCAAAGAAAUGCAGGUGUAAUGAAAUAUCAAAAAUAUAGGUACCUGUCUGAUUUCAAUUAGAACAGUGUUUUAUAGUACUGAUGCUACUAUGCUAAAACUUUUUGUAGAAAUGAAAUGUUUAGGUCAAUUUGUGAUAACUGGAACAGUCAGGAAGGAUUCUCCAAGUGACUUCUGUAAUCUGAGUGGUGUGUAAGGUACAAGGUGCUCUUUCAGGUAACUUGGAUCUAGGUUGUUUAGGGAUUUGUAAACUAACAGUAAUACCUUGAGCUUAGCUUGGAAAUGUAUUGCCAUUAGUAAGAUUUGGAUUUGUUCUAGUUCAACAAAGUACCAACAAUUUAAUAUCUGUUUAAUUCCUUUCACUUAGUCGUGUGAUUAGUUAUGGUCUCUUGAUAGGAUAAAAACACAAGAAUUGCUUGUUGGAUCAGGCCAGUGGCCCAUCUGGUCCAGCAUUCAGUUCUCACAGUGGCCAACCAGAUGCUUAUGGGAAACCAGCAAGCAGGAUUCAAGCAGAAGAGCAUUCUUGCCUCCUGUGGUUUCCAGCAUCUGGCAUUCAGAAGCAUUGCUGGUGGAUCUUCACCAAAAUGGCAUACUCCAGAUUCCACAGUUAGGUGAGAUUUGUAAUUUACUCAAGGUCCAGCAACAGUGGCGGACUUUGGGUAUUAUGGCGUCUUGUGCAAGGUCAAAAUCCCACUCCCAAAGGCAGGUAAACAGUCACCCAGCUUUGAGAAGGAGGAUCCAGUCAGAGCCUCAUACCUCCUUCCCAAAGUCCAGUGCCUUGCUUACCAGGAUUUGAGCUGGCAUCGCCUUGGCUCAGCUCCCGGUGUGUGCGCACCACUCACACAAUCCUAAAUCCACCCCUGCUAGCAAGCCUGGUCCCAGCCAACACUCUCCUCGUCCCAUCAUGCAACGUGCCAUGCUAAUUUCAAAAAUUCUCGAGACAUAAAGAGGAGCUUGUGAUAUAUGGAGAGGAUGCUGCUAGAAAUGAGGUAGAGAGAAAAAUGGCUAUAUGAACUAGCCAUGCACAACUCUAGAUUGUGGCCUUGGACUGGAAGACAGAGGCAGCACACCUUUGAAUACUAGUCAUUAGGGAGCAGCAGUGGGAAAGGGCUGUGGCACUUGUGUCCUUCCCAUAGGUAUCUGGUUGGCUAGUGUGGGAAACAGGAUGCUAGGCUAGAUAGGUCUUUGGUCUGAUACAACAGGGUUGGCCUUUAAAAUCUCUCUCUUCCCGUCCCUAAAGUUCCAUCACUUUAGUUCCUGCUUUGAGGUAAGCUAGUAAGAAUCCUGAAAAACUCGCUUGAAGGAAAAUACUUCCUUCUAUCUUUAACAGCUACUAUUGUGCUUCACUUAGGUCAAAUGGUGUUACCAGUUUCUUAGAGUAGAUUUCUUCUGCCUGAAGCAAGGUUAUAGGUUCUGACAUAACUGUGGCCAGCGUUUAAAGAACUGCACACCCAAGAGAGCCUUUGAGCUUCUCAAGCAGCACUUCUGCAUGCUGUAUUGAAAAUUUAUUAUGAAACUGAGAGGGAAAUAUCAAAAGUAGUUUGUGAUAUGGCAUGGAGUGGGUGGCUCCUUUUCAAAGAAAUACAUUCCUUUGAAAUACUGGGUGUGUACAAAUGGUAUGCUUGGGGUUUCUUUUUUUUCUAUAGUAGGUUUUCUAAAAAUAAUUAUGUUUGAACCUUAAGUGGGUUUAUAAAAGUUCUUCCAAAAGUUAAAAAUGUGUUUGAACGUGCUGUUUUAUUGUAUAGAAUCAUAGAAUAAUGGAGUUGGAAGGGAUCCCAAGGGUCAUCUAUUCCAAUCCACUGUAGUGCAGGAAUCCUGUCCACAGCCAUCCCUACCUGGGUGGGCUUGAACUACCAACCUUCUGGUUAACAGCCAGAUGCACUGAUCCACUGUGCCACUGGGGGCAAUAAAGGAGUAUUCUGUAGCACAUGCCCAAAAGACAUGUUCAUAUUAGAACAUGGACAGUAAAAAAAAUUGUGAGGCACUAAAACACAAUCUGCUUUUAAGGUUUGAGAAAAAAUCUUUAAAAAUUAUAUUAGUGUUUUCCCUUUUGAAUACUGAACAUAAUCAAAGUAACGGCUUGAUGCAGUGAAACAUACCUGCCUACUUGAAGCUGUGGGCUUACAUAGAACUGAGAAUCAUGAAUAUCUCUACAAACAGGCUGGCACCUUAAGACUAAAAGAUGAGUUGAAGCUUUCAUGGAAAUCUUAAUCAGGGAAGAAUGAAGUGCUUUUGUGAGUUACAAGUAUGGUUUGGAGGCAGGGGAUUGUAAACAUUGAGGACAGAGGGAAAUGAAAUGCAGAAAGCAGAUGGUGAAAAUGGGCAUGUAUCAUUGAUAAUACAUUGACACAGACAUUAUGACACUAAUAUGCCAAUUAACACUUUUAGUGUGAUAAAAAUCCAUUGUCCUGAUUCAGCAAUGAACUUCAUGAUGAAUUGCAAUUAAUCAGAUUCAUGCUGCUGUUUUACUCCAGUAUGGUCUCCUUAAAAAUUAGUUAUUAACUUUCCUGUGAAAUUGAAGUGUUCCACCACUGGUUUUUUUACUAUUUCAUUUUUGAUUAUGAUUUGUCUUGAUUUAUUCUUUUGCAUUCAAAGCUUUCCUGGUUAAUAUGAAAUAAUUGUGUGUAGAGCUUAUUUAGAGGCUCAGAAGGCAAAUAUUUUUCUGACAUACAAAACUUAGGCCCUUUACUUUUUUGCCAUUGAUAUAAUUGUUCCUGUCCUCUCCUCUGACUCCCUCUUUUAUUUAUAAGUCCUAGCAAAGAAAGUUGCAAGUUCAGGACAAGUAGUCAAGCAUGUUUUUAACUUCUGUUAUUUGGUUAAUUUAAUUUGAACAUGGAAAUUAUUAUUUGAACAUUUGUUGGUUUGAGUGUAAAUGAGCACACUUGAUGCUUGAGUUGUUGCAUAAUAAAUAUAAAUUCCAAUUCUAUUAGUAUUUUGUGCUGAGGGCAAACUGUUAUUUUAAAUUCCUUUGUAGUCAUCACUAAUAGGAGGAUGUACAUAUUUCUCUGAAAGAAUUCAGUGGCUGUGAUCUAGUGAUCAUGUGAGCUGAACUCAGCUCAUAAAAUGCUUCUACUGGAAGAAAGUGGUGGUGGGAUGGCAGUUUUUGCUGUUAUCCAAAUGGGGAAACUUUCUUCCUAAAGUGAAGUAAAUGUAGUUUGCAGCUUCUUGGAAAAUGUCUUAAGGAUAUUCUAGCGUUUGGCUUCCUAUUUGGGGAGGCGUUCAUAUGGAAUGCAACUCUCUGCUUUCUCAUUAAUUGUGCCAGAAUUGGUGUCAAUUUGAUAUUUUCAGAACAAUGAGAUGGGAGUGGUGACUUAUUUUUGGGAUGCCAUUCUUCUCCUGUGUUUUUCACAUUGCAUCAGAAAUCCUCCCUGUGGCAUAAACAAACUUUUACCUUUAUAAAUGAAUAUUAUUGCCACAGGGAGGUAGAAGACCUGCAUGAAUAAUGGAAAUCUAAAGCAAGAGCACCUUCUUUAGUUACCUCAUGAUGGGGGAAUAAAAUUGAUCCAGAACAGUGUUGGUAUGUAUAGCUUUUUGGUAAUAUUAUACAUAAAUGAAUAAUGCAUUUUUAAAUCAGGGGUGGUAUCGCUCUAGAAAAGCCCUUAAUCCCUUUUAGUAAAAAGUGUUAACUUGUAUAUUCUAAAAGAAACUUCUUUCUUUUUCAGAUUACUACUUAUACCACUGUUAUGGAAAGCUAAUCUUAUAACUACUUCAGACUUUCAUUUGUUUGCCACUUACAUAAACACAAAUUUCAAAUAUCUUCCUCUUUCAAAUAUCUUCCUCUUUAAACUUUCUGUUUAAAAAUAACAAUGAUUUUAUGGCUGAUGUAAAUAACUGGUUGCCAUCUGCAACAUCAAGUAGUGGAUAGUUUACUGUAUUAUGUUUAUCUAUCAGGAUCCUACUCUAAAGAAUCUUUCAGGUUAAUUUUUGGACUGCUGGUGAAAUAUGUGAUUUAAACCCUUUAAUCUGGAAAUCUUGCUCUUCAUGCUAAUUUUGUUUCUUCACAGUCAAGAUUUUUAAAAGAGCAUUACAAAAAUAUGUUUGUACCCUUGAUCCUUGGGGGCUCUCAGAGAGCUCACUGCUGCAUCAGUUCUCCCUGCCUCUUGUUUCUGUACCAUGGUAAACCAAGGUUUGCCUUAAAGUGUUUUUCAAAGUCAGACUAGUGGUUAACCUGUCUCCUUAAUCAGGAGCUGUAGCCAAGGUUUCUUCAGUCACAAAACCUGGGUUUCUCAGUGUUUGUAAAAAGCAAAAAGGAGGAAAGGGUUCUGACCUCCCUUUGUCUCCUCAGCCUGGUCCUCGGACCCUUGUUGGCAUAAAAGAGUCCACGAGAAUAUCCUUGCAGAGUUUUAUUCUUAAAAGUCUUUGUGCAAAACACGACUGAAUAACUAUACACACCAGAACCAACCAACUAACCAACCCAAACACCAGCCUCAGCACAAACUAACAUUUCUCACUUAUAUAUACAACCUGCUGCAGGCCGCUGAGUCAUGCUGACCCAGCUUUAUUCGCAUUAAAGAAACAGCGGCCAUUUUAGCCGUGACAGGAUUUGACAACACACUAACCCAAACCUAGGUUAGUUGUCAUGCUGUGCUAAGUUACAAGGACCAGGGAGGACAAAGUAACUGCCCCUUCCUCCCUGGAAGAGCACAUGUUCUCACUAAGCCAUAGUUUGGCUUAGCUUUAUGUGUGAAUAGCACACCUGGGUGUGCUAAUGCAACUGAAUUAGUUUAUUAUUUAUUAAAUCUAUAUCCUGCCCUUUCUCUCAGAUGGGUCCAGGGCUGCAAACAAUAAAGAAAUAAAGACACUGGACUCGUUAUCUUGAUGACUGAAAAAUUUUCAGGAAGCUGGAGUUCAUGUCUCCAAUUCUGGCCUCAGCUCUACCAAGCCACAUUAGCACCAAAUUUGUGCUGUUCAACUGCAACAGUCCUUCUGCAUGUUUACUGAACACUUAAAAGUGUAGAACCAAAUGGGAUGGGACCAUAAGGAAUAUAGCAUCUUCCCAGUUUUUGUUGGUAUAGAUCUGUGGGUAUUGCAUCCUGUCUGCAGACAAACAACGGCUCCCUCAGCCUAUAGAGCGAGAUGAGUGUGCAACCCCAGAGUCCGUGACUGGACCUAACAGUCAGGGGGUACCUUUACCUUUACACCCCUGAUUUAAUCCUAAUAAAUAGAAGCAGACAGCAGUACUGAUAGCAGCAGUGUGUAUAUAACCUCAUAGCCUAUGUUUUCUCUGAAAUGUCAUACUGAUUUCAGUAUCUUUCAGAUAAAUGUGAUUUGGAUCGCAGCUAUCAUCUGCUCUUGAGUUCUACUUGUUGCCGAAUUUUGAGAAGUGGUUUUGUUUAUUGAAUGUCUAUUAGUUAUAAUAGUUUGCCCUCUAAUUUGGUUGUGAUGUGCUUAUGGCACAUUCUUUAUAGUACAAUACAUGCUUAUAAGAACAUAGUUUAAAGAAAUUGUGGGAUAACCAAUCACUUCCAUUUCUGCCUGCAUAUUGCUGGUUGAAACUGGAUCACAGAGAAGUUUGCCAUUUGCAAGACAAUUACUUGCAUCCUAACGGACAAGGUGGGAUUCAUCAAGGGCAGUUUGACAACUUAUGCAAGGCCUCUGAAAUGGAAGGGGGUGCGGAAAUGAUAUUCCUCCUCUUUGGCAGCUCUGCUUAUGAAUAAACUUUGACCUUAAGGAAAACUACACAAUGUGGUUGAGAUCAGGGCAGCAGUUGCUCCGUUGACAGGACCGAAUGCAUUUCAAGCAAAUCCGGUCGGGUUGUCCAAAAAGACUUCGGGUGCCUUUGCCCUCUAAUUUCAGAAGUCCUUUUAAGGCGGCCUUUUCGGGACUCCGCAGGAACCAAUGCAAGGCUGCUCAUCUCACCGGAGAGAACACGGGGCGCUAUCUCCAUUCCUCAAGCGGCGCCUUGGAGAAAGAGAGAGAGGCGUCGUUCAGCCCGGAGGGGGACGCGCGGGAGGCUGGCGAAGAAGUGGCAGAACGAAAAGCGGCUCUGGAGGCGGCGUCGAUUGCCUUGAGCCGCGGGCACCUCCUUUCUGUUGGCAUCCCUGACACCUAGUUGCAUGGAAGAUAACGGAAGAGGCGAGAGAUUUUGCCUUCCUCCAGCUGGACCGACUGAAGUAGGAUCCCUCCGACCCAAGAAGAACGGCAUCUCGUCGUGACUGCGGCGACCGACUCCUGUCCCGGCUGUAGAAUGGGAGAGCAGAAGAGGGAGGAGGGCGAGAGGGAGAGCGAGCGAGCGCCCGCCCGCCCGCCACUUCCUGUCUGCGAGGCUGGCGGCGGAAGGAUCGUGUGUGCCCCGCUAGAGGAGGAAGCGCUGCUGCUGCUGCUUCGCCGCCGCCGUUGUUGCCGCUACACGCGCGGGGGGAGGGAAGGAAGGAAGCCGAGCGGAACCUUUUGCGUGGUUGGCUGGCCGGGCGCGGGAACGAGCGCGCGGAGAUAGAUCCGGCCGAGGCGCCCGUCGGGUUGGCUCGGCUCUUAACGCGUUCGGGGCGGGCGGGAGCGCGCACGCAGGCGCGCGCCGGCCAGCCGCGGGGCCGCGCGCGCGCGCGGGCCGAGCGCCAGGGAGCCCCUGCGGGUCAAUGCGAAGCCGCCGCCGCCGCCGCUCGCUCCAGCGGCAUAAACAUGGCGACUUCCCUGCAUGAGGGGCCCACGAACCAGCUCGACCUGCUCAUCCGCGCCGGUAAGCGGCGCCGCGAAAUGGCGGGGCGGGAGCGGGGUGCUUGGUAGAAGAGAAGGGAGGCGCUGGGGGUGGGGGGGGAGAGAGAAGCGAAGGGCGGGUGAUGCGGAGGGAGGCGCGCACGCCGCUCGCUCGCUCUUCCCGGGGGCGGCACUGGCGCCGGAGUAAUGGAGGAGGAGGGCGAAUCCAGGAAGUGAUCACCUUGGCGUGCUGGGCGCGUUAGCAACCUGACCGCGCUGCGCCCGGGGCGAGCGGGCAGCGGUUGCGGGCGGCGUGCUUUGGCCGCUGCUGUUGCGGCGCUGCCGCCGCGCUUCUUUUUGCAGCCCGGGACCAGGAAGAGCGUGUGGCGAUUGUUGCGCUUGUCCUCCUGCCAAGCAGCAAGCCACGCCGCGCUUCCCGAGCAGGGAGAGGCGGCUCCCCCUGCAGCGCCUUUCCUUCCCGGUCCCCAGCAAUUGUUUCCUUGCGCCGAGGUGCCUCUGGCGGGUGCAGGAGCCACGACGGGCUCAAGGUCCUCAUUUUUUGGGGAGGCGCUUCUUGCCCUCUAAACUUUGCUUUGCGCUGGGAAGGGUGUGGGAGCAGCCGGGGCCGGGGGGAGACGGGGGCAUCGGUACUGCUGCUGCUGUUCCAGGGGCGAACGGCAUGUGCCGCCUCCAGCGAGGAUAUUUAGCUCAUUUUCUCCCCCCCCCCUUCAACCACCAUAGCGGAAGCGCCGAGCUCCCUCAGGAGCCCCUGUGCGCGGGGUGGGGGGGGGGAGGGAGUGACGGGCCUGGCCGGCCAAUCAACUGUCAAGAAUGUUCGAAAUCAGAAUGCUACCGUCUUUAAUGGGCGGGGCUAGGCUCCUUCAAGCCAGUAGCAGCGAGGGAGAGGUUGAGUGGCAGCGCUUUCUGGCUCUGACAAUGCGAGCACGGAAUUGGAGGGAAGAGGAAGGAUUGUAAAUACGGAAGCGAGGGCGGGGCUGGUGUGAGCGCGGAGGGGGGGGGGAGGAGCAGAGGAGAGUCGCAGUGGGGUUUACAGCGUUCAUAAAUGUCCUGCGCAGGAAGCGCUGAUCUUCCUGGAUCUGAUAACAGGUAACGGGGAUUUUUUGCACAUUUAGGACCAGAACGUUCUUGCCUCUUAAUUAAUUACCCGUCGUUGAUGAUACAGAGAGAGCUUCAGCACCACCCCGAAGUAGCUUUUGUGACUGCAUUUCCACUAACCACUGCUUUUCGCACAAGUUUUAAUUGAGUUUCUAGCAAUAACACCACAAAAUUUCAUACUGUUGUGCGAAGGACAAGUGUUGGGUGUAAAGGUUUUGUUAUCCCAACAUAAAAAAUUAUUAUUCGAACACUAUGGUCCUCCAAAUAACCUCAAAGCUGUGGUUAUUAAUACUUUUUUAGCUGUAUUUUAUGGAUCCAUUUCAUUGGAAUGAGAUUAAAAAGGAUGAAGUGUAGGUGAAUUUCAAGGAUGUACAGGCCAUUGUUUUUUCUUUGCCUUCUUCAGCUACUUUUUGUGUAUCUUAUUUAGUCAGGCGACUCUUCCUGUGAGGCAGUGUGGAUAUGUUCGUCUCCUAUUUCAUGUGCAUGCUAGUGUUGAGGACACCAACAACAUUGGUGUUCAGUAGAAGUAGUUUUCUGUUCUGGCUGGCUGGGGGUUUAUGUCUGUGCACUGCUGUUUGCUGCUGUGGUUCCUUUGUAGCAUGAGGAUACUGUACACGUAAAUGGUGUUUUUUUAAUCAAAGGUAGAUGUGGUCUUUUCAAUGCCCUCCCCCUGGCUUGGUUUCCAAGUGUAUCCUCAUUCUGCAUACCCAGUUGCUACUACAGAGAAAGAUAUAGUUACUUGCCUGCUGUUUCACUUUGCUUUUUGCCGCAGAUAAGCUACUUCUACUAUGAUAUUACAGAACAUUUAUAAAUAUUUUGAACACUAACGGGGAAAAUUCAGUGUACAGAAUGAUGUAGCUUCCACAAUGGAAAUGACUGGUUACUUGGACUGGAGAAAUCUUACGCUAGAUCUAGAUAUAAAGGAGUUGUGUGCUGUUAUAAUGAAAGAGCUGCAAUCUCUUCGAAGGAAAAAGAGGGAGGGAGGGAGGGAGGUGGAGAGAGAGAGGAGGAGGAGGAGGCAGGGAAUAGAGGGAAUGAGAAUGAAGAAAGGUAGCCUGGGGGUGGAAUCUUUGCAUAGAAUGGUACAGGGAUACUUGCCUAUGGAUGGGGGUUGGGAAGCAAGCUAGGGAACAAAGACCCAGGAGUGGGGUAGGGUUUUAUUUUCUAUAUUUGAAAUAAUCAGCCAAAUAGUGGCUUCGGGGCUCUAGAACUUAUUAAUAUGGCUUUCUAAAGCAGUCAGUUGAAGAUAUUGCGUUCUACCUGCCUUAUAAACAUGUGUGUCUCUUAGGAAGUUGAAAUUCUGGCCAUAAAUAUUAGUGAAGAGAUUUUAUCUCACUAAAGUUCGUUCCCAGCUUAAAAUGCACCUGGUGUAUGAUGUAAUAUGGACUAGAUAUUACUGACCUAUGUGCUGCCUAUCCCCAAAUACCCAAGAACACACUAAAUUUGUGCUGAGAACCACACUGGCAGUAGUUUAAUAGCAGAAUCCAAGCUCCUGGAAAAGCCAUGAAUUGGACAAGCCUGCACUCAAAUGCUCUUGUGCCACCUAGCAAAUUUAUGGCUGUUGAAUGAUUUGUAUAGAAUUUGUGCUGUGUCUUUUUUCCGAUGUGGGCUCUAACUCCACUGCUUACUGAAUCGAUCAGUUUGAUCUGGUGUGUCUGCUGGUUACCUAUAACUUGGGAGUACAUAUUCACAGGUUUGGAGCUCAAGUGAGGGACUUGGACUAUAGCUUCACCCAGGAGCAGAAAUCGAACUAGUGUUAUCUACUUCCUAAUGCAGCCCCCUUGACCACGAGCCACCCCAUAGAGCAGAGAUUCUUCAUUCUGCACAUGCCCGUUUCUGUUUUCAGUUACCAGCAUGUCACUUCCUGCCUCCAGUCCCUCCUACUGCAAAAUAGUUACUACUGUAACAAGAGCCUAUGCAGAUAAAUUGUGAAUUGUACAGAAACAUUGUCUUUGGACAGAUGUUAAAGCUCAGAAUAGGGAAUGGUGCCAUCUACUGGGGAGCAGGAUUUGAACAAGUCUCCCAGUUCCUAAUGCAAUAUCCAUGGAGCUGAAGCAUGGGGCUAAUUGUCAUGAAGGAGUAGUUGCUCUUUAUAUUUACCAACCUGACAAGUUAGGGUUGGGAGAAGGAACUGGUUGAACAUUUGUAGACAUAAUUGUUGCACUGCCUGUGCUAGUAACUGGUGCCUUCUGUACAGCAGGUGUGGCUUUGCUGAAAUGCCCUUGCAGGUCUAAUGGAAAGCCCUGGUAGAGGCCUGGUUUCCUAGCCAUUUAUGUAAUUGCUGUGGAUUUAGAAGAUGUAUUUCCCAUUGCAUGUAACCCUGGGGAAUGUUUCAACAAAUAUGUCCUUGGGUGAUACUCAUAGAAAUUAAUGAGCUUCAUGAGUAAAACUUAGUAGAAACUCAGUAUCAUGGAUGGAAUUCAACUAAGUAAGGUUGCUUUGGCAUGACAAGAAGAUAUGAAUGCCAGUGUAACAAAGUGAUACUACUGCAUGCACUCUGAGAUAUCAAAAUCAAGAGUAAAAAUGCUAUGCAUACUGAAAGGUUUAAUAGAAUAAACUCAUACUCAAUUUUAAGAUAAAGCUGUAGAUUUUAAAAAAUCUGAGUAUUUUUGCUAUACGUGGAAAAGCUGUCAUAAGACAGGAACUACAGGUCUAUGCUUUUCUAUGGAAUACUUGUAUUACAGUGGUGCCCCGCAAGACGAAUGCCUCGCAAGACGGAAAAACCGCUAGACGAAAGGGUUUUCCGUUUUGGAGUUGCUUCGCAGGACAAAUUCCCCUAUGGGCUUGCUUCGCAAGACGAAAAUGUCUUGCGAGUCUUGAGAUUUUUUUCGCUUCCCCCUUUAUCUAAUCUGCUAAGCCGUUAAUAGCCAUUAAUAGCCUUUUAGCAGCUAAUCCCCUAAGCCUUUAAGCCUUUAAUAGCCGCUAAACCGCUAAUAGCUCUAAUAGCGCUAAUCCGUCAAUGGGCUUGCUUCGCAAGACGAAAAAACCGCUAGACGAAGACUCUCGCGGAACGGAUUAAUUUCGUCUUGCGAGGCACCACUGUACGUCAGAAAUAACACCUGCAGGUCCAGCUGGGCAAACAAUAUCUGUGCAUCUCCCUCCUUGCUCUUCCUCUUCAAAUGUUCCACUGUUAUUUCAUGUUUUUGUCCAGCUUUCCACAUUUCUAGAUAAAUAUGAAAAAAUAUUACCACCAUAUCUGGACAUAUGUGGCACCGGUGGAACACUUGGAAUAUUUAUGGACAUCAGUUUGAUUAUAUCACAGUGAUGCUGUGCAGAUGUGUGUUUUGCACAUUAUCAUUGGAGAGUAUGGUAUAAUACUACUGGCUGGCAGCAAGAAUGAUUGAUGACUGUACCAGGAGUGAUCCAAAGGCGGGGUGUGGUGGGUGGAUGAGCAGUAGACCACAGCCUAUCAAGUGAUUUAAUUGCAUAAAAAACUGCAUUUGAUAGGAUUUUUAUUUAUUUAUGGUAGUUACAUACCACUUUUCAGGUACGUCUUUCAAAGCAGUUUACAUAAGAGCAUUACACCAAGAAGCAUCAAUUUUUAAACAAAAGUUACAAUAAAAUGGAAAUGACGUCUGUUUGUUUAGAUUAGAAUAAGCUGUAACUGCUGCUUCUUUACUCCCCUCUGGGCAAAAUGGUCCUUCAGAAUCUCUUCCAGUGACAGUUGGAGGAGGAGGGACACCACUGAGAAGCUGGGUGAUGGCGGCUCACCAGGUUGUUCUUAACAGUUGUGAUUUAUUCCAUGUUUGAAUGAAGUCCCAUAGCUUCAUUCAACUAAAUCAACUAAAAUAAACUAAAAUAACAAGUAUUGGAGAUUUGAAACAUUGCACUGAUUUGGAAAAAUAAAUUCUUAAAGAUAUUUAACUUGAGUUGAAGCUAAGAGCAAGUUGUCAACUUAAUUUUUUUAAAAAAUGUUUAUUGGACCUUGGAGAUGCCUUCUGAAUAAUGCCACCUUUUAAAAAAUAAAAAAUAAAAACUUUAUUUGAACAACAAGUUCUCUACAGGAAGGGUCAGCCUAGGGCUUAGGCUUUGUUUUCAGAAAACAAGUCUAUAUUCUUAUAGCUCUUCUAUGUCUGCUUCAGUUGUGAUACUCUGUUACUAAUUCUAUAAAACAUGUUCUUGCCAGGUGAGGUAUUCGCUAGCUUUUCACAAGUACAGUAGUUCAUAAUUACCUCAUUGCUGGGGAACUUUUAAUAGGAAGGUGGAGCACUUUUGGUUCUCCAAUUGUUGCUGGACUACAAUAUUUAUUCUGGGAGUUAGUAACAAUAUAUGGAGGGCCACAGGUUCUCCUCCCUUGCUUUAAGGUGUAACCUAUAAGAGUGAGGGUCAGAUAGUAGUCUGAGCUGAGCUGAGAGCCUGAGCUGUAAACAAGGAAGUUCACUGUUCAGGUUUUGUGUUCUUGCCUAAUGCUACCUAGUGAGCAAAAUGGGUAGGUUAUUUUGGACAAUUUGGGGAGUGGGGCGAAACUUGCUGCUUCCCAGAGCUCUGAUGGAGUGGGCACUAUUUUUCUUUUCUAAAACACGCCAAGAGAUGCAGCACUUUUUUUCGUUGAGGAAGUGAUGGGUGAGUGGGGGAAUUUGCUGCUGCCGGUGGCUGUCAGGAGAAGAUAUGCUCAUCAGUGAGUUAAGCCCCUCCCCACACUUGCCAGUGCUUUUUGUCAUGCUCAUACCCAUGAAAUUCUGCUUAAGUAUUAGACCCCAGAAAUAGGCUUUUGAGUAGCUCUCCAGUGUUAAGAGAAAGAGCACAAAGGUGUUAUGUUCCCUUUCCACGACUUCCAGUCUAUGCUGUCACUCUUCUCACUCUGUUAGAUUCUGCAGAUAAAUUUCUGCAAGUUUCCAGAUUGUGUGCAGAAUUUGGCUUUGUUGGUGCAGUUUGUCUUUUUUUAUUGUGGUUGGGUGUACUACACCUGAUUUUCAAUUUUUACACAAAUUGUUUGCCAGUGCUUCAAACUGCCUGGGUCAGUAUAGUUUGAGGAUGUGUAUAUUGGAGAAUUUGUACUAUAGUUUAGUUUUGAAUGUUCUAUAAUGUUAAGUCUUCCUGUUCUCUCUUCUUGAAGAUGCUUUAGAAAGGAGCGGGAGGGAAUGGAAUUGUGCAUGUGCUAAAUUUGAUGGCAAUUAACUUCAAGGUUGGUUGAUUUCCACAUAUUUUACAGUUAAUUGCAGUUUAUUCCUUUGUACGCUGUCUUACAUUUAGUAAUAGCUGCUGCUUAGAGAAAGACUAAAAGCAAUCUGAAGGUGAACCUCUUUCUUAGUGCAGUAUCUGAGAAGUAACCCAUAGCAUGUGCCUAAAGCCCUAUCUCAUUCCCAAACCCUACAGCAGAAAUGGUAGGUUUUAUGAAGCAUUGCAGUGUACAGGCUAAUGGAUGUCUUUGUCUGGGACUAAGGGCACUGUACUUGAGAGAUCUUUUGCUUUCCCAUUUCUUGCUAAUUAGCUCUGGAUGCACAGGGUAAUUGAUUAAUAAUUACUGUGGUACUUACAAAAAUACUUUAUAACCUUUGCAAGCGCCCGGUUUUAAAGAUGGGGACUCAAGCAGCGCCAUGUCCCUUGUUACCAGCAAGCUUAAUAUCUGUGCUGGAGUUACGUUUUCAGGUCCCACAGUCAGGCUGUGGCAUUUAUCUGAUGACUUAGACAUGUAUUCCUGGUCUCUCCCCCCCACCCCCCUUUAUUAUUGUUAUGUGUUUUUCCAAGCCUUUCCUGUCGGUAGUGCUACGGCCUGAUUCACACAGCCAGUUUUCCUUAUUAGUGGCGGCUGGGUCAUGUGGUGAGCUCUUUUGAAAAAAAGGUUGUUGCUAUUUUUGCAAUGUCAAGCAGCCACCAUAUGUGUGAAUUGGGUCUUGGUGACUGAAGCAUUUUAAAAAAAUGUUCUUCCUCUUCCCUAAUUUAAUUUUGAAUAUUGAAGUAACUGGAUAGCUUUCAGGAACUUCCAGUGAAGAAACCGUGGUUUGAAUCCUCAUUAGCUUACUGGCACUGCAGAUAGGUGACUGUAGUUAUUCUAAAGAUAGAUUAGACGCUGGCAGCGGAGCUGGAAUGGUUUAGCUUUGAGUAGAUUUCCAUAAAUGGAAAAAGCAACUGGAGAGAGAGAGAGUGUGUAUACCUUAAUAUGUGUGGAUGAUACUCAACAGGUGGCUAUGUAUUGCUGGUUUAUAAAAUCUUCAUGGGGAAAAGAGAAAAUGCCUUUUUAUAAAAUCACAAUCACUACUUAAAAAUCUAGCAUUUCCCCCUGUUGUGUUUUCUGGGCAAGAUCCUAUUACAUACAUCUAUGCAAUCACUUUAAGGCUUCUUUUAUUGCGGAAUUUAUAAGGUUGCAAUAUUAAUUUGAAUGAGAAAUACCAAACUCAUGUCAACAAUCAUUCUUUUCUUGCCCUUUAUGGAAAAAAAAUAAGAAACAUAUCACGUAUGAAGCACAAUCCUGGAGGACCAGCUAGUGGGAAGGUGGGAUACAGAUUUAGCAACAACAACAACAACAACAACCACCAAUAAUAAUAAUAAUAAUAAUACUUGACCAGACGUUGCUGGGAAGUAGAACUAGUAUGCAAAAUAGCAAUGUAGUGGUGUUCUCACCCCCCGCUUCUUUUGCACUUAGAAGCAUAGAAUCAUAGAAUUGCGGAGUUGGAAGGGACCCCAAGGGUCAUCUAGUCCAAAUCCCUGCAAUUCUGGAAUCUCAGCUAAAGCAUCCAUGACAGAUGGCCAUCAAACCUUUGCUUAAAAGCAUCCAAGGAAGGAGAGCCCACAGUCUCCUUUGGACUAGCCCAGACCUCCAGCCACUCAAGCCUCUUCCUUCCUUGCCCUAGAAUGCCUCUGAGCCACACAAGGGCCAAGAGGCAUCCAGAGGAAGGGAAGGAGGUGAACAUAAGAAAAGCUGUGCUGGAUCAGGCCAAAGGCCCAUCUAGCCCAGCACCCUGUUCUCACAGCCAGCCAGUUUUGCAUGGGAAGCGCAGAAACAGGACCUGAGCUCUGUUCACAUGUGAUUCCUAGCAACUAGUAUUUCCUCAGAUGUGGAGGUGGAACACAACUAUCAGCAUGUCUCGUAGCCAUUGAUAGCCCCAUCCUCCAUGACAUUGUCUAAUCCUCUUUUAAAGCCACCCAAGUUGGUGGCAAUCACACUAUGAACCAUUUUGAAGUUGUGUGCCAUGAUAAUUUUUCAGAUUUUCAAAUGGGCCCAGGGUCCUCAAAUGUUAGUGACCCUGUAUAAGUGGCUUAUAGGGGGUUAAUAAUUGGCUGCACAGAAAAGAAAACAAGCUUUCUCUGGAGUUGAUGUUAGAUGAAGCUGUAAGUAGUAGUGAUGCCAGCUGAUUGAAGACUCAGGGGUGGAGAACCUUUUUCAUGCAGUGGGACAGAUUCUUAUCUUUCCUCACCAUUAUGGGCUAACUUUCACAAAGCACUGAUUUCUUGUUAAUAUUUUGACUAUCAAUACCUUAAUUAAAUGGAACACACAAGUGAAUUGGUGAGAAUGCAAAGUCUUAAUGCAGAUGGUUUACUAGCCAGAUUGAAAGGCACAAUUGUAACUCGUGUCCAAGCUCCAAUUGAUAGGACUGUAAGGUUUCAACAAAUCUUAAGGCCAGAAUAGAAAAAAACAAUGAACCAAAUCUACUUGUGUGAUGGAUUGUUGUUGUUUUUUGCACAGUGGAAGCAUCUGUACAUGGCAGCAAUGUGCACUGUUCGGAUAAGACAAUUGAAGCAGCAGAGGCCUUGCUUCAUAUGGAAUCUCCAACCUGCUUAAGAGAUGCUAGAACUCCAGGUAUGUCAAUAAUAACAAAUCAAUCUUUUGCCCUCUUUGAAACGGUGGCUUAAUUUGCAUUAACUGCACCUGAGGUUUAACUUGCGAGUGUGCUUCUUUCAGGGCCAAGAGCUGUCUGCUCCCCUGAAGGAUAUAUUCAUAAGCUUUUAAUACUCUUAAGGACUAGGCUACAAGUUACAUAUUGCAUGUGUUGGCAGCAGUGUUGUGCAAUCCCUACACAAAAGUGCUUCUCUAUAUAAAUAAUUACUUUAAUCUGUUUGAAGCAACCACCACUCUGAGCCUGAUCCAGGUACAGUACUUUCCAAUACUAAGUGACCUGGGAAGGAAAGGCAUGUAGGUCACUUCCAAACUAUCUUAGUGAUUUGUACUGUACGGCUAACUAGUACUCACGGUUUUAUUAUGAUGAUUAUUUGUAAAUUUAAUUUGGUUGCAUAGAAUGACAGGGCAUUAAAAUUGUCCCCCCAAGCUAAUCAAUCGGUCCAUAAAACCUGUUGAGGUUGAUGGUGGUGGUGGAAUAGCAUGUUUUCAGGUGUUUUGGGUUUCUUUCAUUUACUGAAGAGAUUUUGAACAGGCAGGUUUAAAUUGAAUUUGGACAUUGGAAAUAUAAUUGUCCUCUGGCAUGUCAUACUGCAACAUUUUUUGCGGAUCUAUAAUUUCAAAUUCACAUGACAAAGCUCAAAAAAGAUGGGAAAUGACUUAUUAAAGAAUUGUACUUUACAAUGGUUAUUUGAGACUGAGACAUAACCCAUGUAAUCGUGAACUGGGUUUCGUUCUGAAAAGAAAACCAACUACUUGCUUUUUCUCAAUUUACAAAUCAUAUGCAAAGUAUAAUGGAAACAAUGUAGAAAAGUACAGGGUUCGGUGAUUUCGAAAGUUGAAUUUAUAUGAAUAUUUCAUAUAAACGAACAUUUAUGGGAAGCAAGUGUUUAGUAAUGCCUAAAAAGCAAAGAAUAAACUCCUCCAGUUCUGUUACUUACUGUAUUAUAUCUUAUCCUGUAUUGUGAUACAUGUGGGAAACUAGUUUGUUUUUGUUCUUCAAAUGAUACGGCAGUUUCUUUGUUGGAUUUAAGCCAAAGCCUAAUCUUAUUUAUUUAUUUGCUUUCUUUAGUGGAAGUUUUUGUCCCACCUUGUGUAUCAACUCCAGAGUUCAUUCAUGCUGCUAUGAGGCCAGAUGUCAUUACAGAAACAGUAGUGGAGGUAUCAACUGAGGAGUCUGAACCAAUGGAUACAUCUCCUAUUCCAACAUCUCCAGAGAUCCAUGAGCCAAUGAAGAAAAAGAAAGGUACAUAUGUAGUACGUAAUGGAUCUCAUCCAGCCUCGCAACAGAUCUAUAAAAGUCUUAGAAAUUUUGUGGAAGGGGUUUAUGCCAUAGAAAUAACAUUUAUGUUCAUGGAUGGAUCAUUGUCAUAUAAUUCAUUUACACAAGGGGAAUGAUUAUCAUGUUAGUUUAAUUGUUUGAAUUCUUUUAGAACAUGUAAGUGUGACGGAGAUUCUGCUUAACUCAACAUCAGAUAAAAUUAUGAUUUGUGAGACAUGUUGCCAGCAUCUCAGUGUAGCGCCAGAUAAUGGCCCAUUAUUUAGAUUUGAAUGAAAACCUAAGCUGUGAGAGGACUCAAGCUGGGAAACAUUUCUCUGUGCAUAUUUCAGUCUUUCCAACUGUUUUUGCAGCUGGCCGUAAGCCAAAAACCCAAGUGCCACCAGCCAUUUCCAGUGCGUCUCCAGACCUGAGUAUAAAGAAGAAGCCAAGAGAAGGCAAAGGUAAUUUAAUUUUAAAAAUAAAUAAAUAUAUUGUUUAUUUUAUUUGUGUAUUAAUAUUUUCAGUGUUUUGAUUACGUAGCAACAAUACCUUAAUGCUCUAUUAAGAAUGGUUGCAACCUUUCUUUUGAAUGUAAAUGUGUUGAUGUGUCUCAUGAAACUGUUUAUUUGCUGCUAGAUUUCUGGUGCACCAGGUACCUUCUAUAAGUAGGAAUUGAACAUACACUCAUUCAAACAUGCUGGAAGGUGUGCUGCUCACUUCAGAUUUGCCACUGCAGCUAGAGACAUGCCGAGUAUUUGUGUUCCUGUUCAGUCAUAGUGGGUUGAAUAGCUGUGCCUAGGGAAAAUAUGUGGCUUAAAACUUGUCAGCAGACGACUGAGGUAGUCCUGUCUUAAGUUUGGGAGAGUUUCUUCAGAUAUUUGCAAGGCACAGGACUGCUAUUCUUAUAAGAUACCGUUCUGUUGUGGCCUGCUCCUUUUUUGUGCUGCUAAAAACGAGAGUGAUAUUCCAGAAGCCUGACGCUGAGCAAGUGGGAGGACUUGUGGUCCAGUCACCCCAUCAUCUUUGAGCAUUGACCACGCUGGCUGGGACUGAUGAGAGUUAUCUCAGUCAGUCAUUUUAUUUGUUUGCUGCCUUCCCAAAGUUAAAGCCACGCUCGAGGCAUUUAAAAAUUACAUAAUUGCAAACAUAACAAAUCAGUCAUAAACAAUAAGUAGGUAAAGGUAAAGGGACCCCUGACCAUUAGGUCAAACAAUAAGUAAAACAUUGAAAAGUACACAACCAUAUCGAACAAUUUCCACAUAAAUCAUAAGAGCUAAAAUAAAGAUACAAAAAUUUAGUAUCAAUAAUAGCAACCCAAGCCCAAGAGUUGUUCAGCGACAUAUGGGUGGCUACAGCUUUCUUGCCACUGGCCAAAGGUGGUGGUGGUUGUUUUUAAAAAACUUUUUAGGGAUGGAAUAACAUUUAUAAUGUGAUAUUAAGGUUGAUCUGUGAUGGUGUGUUAAUCUCACGUGAUGACUUGUCAUUGCUCCCUUUAGCUAAUGCCUGAUUAUUUUCCUCUGUAAGGUUGCUUGAGUUGCUACUUGGUGAUUCUCAAUGCCCAGAUGAAGUUAAUUUUGUCGUGUUUUGAAUAUCCUCUUAGUGCUGGAGCGGUAUGAGGGAGUAAGAGUGAGUGUGGACCAGAAUGAACAUUCAGAAAUUCACAAACAACUUUUCUUUGUUAGUUGAACCUAAGUGGUUCUGAAAUCACAUUUUGCUACCAUCUCCCUAGUAGUGUGUGUAAAAGUAUAUAAUAUGUGUGCAUGCCCUCAGUUUAUUUGAGGUGACCUUGCACAAUAUGUUCAGCUCAUGGAAGCAGAACUCUUGUGUAUUCAGAGACGGACUCUAGUGGUAGAUUGCCCCCUACUGAACUUCCAGUAAAAAGAUGAUGUUCUUAUUUACAUGCAUCUCAAAGUGAUUUACAACUAUGCCAUAAACACAAACAACUAACUAACUAGAUUUAAAAACAAUACAGACUUAAUAUGCAAGGCAGAAACUUGCUUCUAGCUAGAAAAACUUGUCUGAACAAAAAUUGUUUCUGGAAAGUACAAAGCGUGAGCACUGGUUGUAUCUCAACAGGGAUACUCUUCCACAAAAUAACCGGCAGCUACACAGGAACUCUGAAUUCUGAUAUUUUAGGGACUUAAAAGAGAAAUUUAUGUAAAAUUCAAGUGUAUAGUUGUUUGAAAUAUUUUUUCUAGUAAGUAUGUAGAAUGUCUAGAACUUCAAGGUGGUAAUUGGUUAUCUUAAUAUUUAUCUUUCCUUGACAACUUCCUGCUGCUUAGAAGUCUUGGUUAAAGUUGGAAGAUGUAAAACAAGGUUAGAGCUGGAAGUUUAACAAAAAUUAGAAGAAGAGUGAAUUAUAUAUUGAUUUCAGAAAAAAGAUAUAUUGGUGAUAAACUAUAUUCUUCAGGCUUUCUAAUAAAAAUCCUUUAAGAAAUAUUUCAGAGCUGAGCCAGAUUAGUUUGUUCUUGACGAACACACCAUUGCCAGUAAUCCUGCUUCAUUAUCACCCAAAACUCCUGAUAAGAUCGUUAGGAUUGGCUAUUGGGGGAGGAACAGAGUUUGUUUGAGACCCUUUGAAAAAAUAAAUGCCCGGAAGCUCAGAAGUUCCAGUACUAAAAACCACAGACAGGAGGGAAGAGGCAUUAGUGUCUGCAAAGAACUUGAUUUAGCAUCAUGUGGACAUUUUUGGCAACCAACCCCACUCUUUACUUUCUUUUCUACCAGAAUUUAGUUUAAUUGUGCUUCCACAGCUGUCCUCCUUACAUGUGGGCUGAACCCAUUCUACAAGUUUCAAAAACAAGUGCUCACAUACCAUAGGCCAAUGUAAUAGCUAGUUGUGUAAGAAUAUAAUGCUCUUCUUCAGUUUUAGAGAUCUUUAAAGAGAUUAAUGGCCUGUUAUUUAUAUUUUUAUCAUAGGAAAUACAACCUACUUGUGGGAAUUCCUUCUAGACCUUCUUCAGGACAAAAAUACUUGUCCUCGAUAUAUCAAGUGGACUCAGCGGGAGAAGGGCAUAUUUAAGCUUGUAGAUUCUAAAGCAGUCUCCAAACUAUGGGGAAAACACAAAAACAAGCCUGAUAUGAACUACGAAACAAUGGGAAGGGCUCUGAGGUAAAAAGAAAGAAAAUUGGGGUGGGGGGGGGAUGAAGAAUGUUGAAGUUUUUUGUUUUAAACAAAUCACUGUGUUAUAGCUGAUUUGAAACUUUACUUCAGGCUUUUUUUUUUGGAGAAUUUUAUUUGAUAAAAUGGCAUUUCGCUUUUUAAGCCAGUUUGUUUCUAGUUUUUUUUUCCUUGUGUGGCAACAGCAUUAAUUAUUAAAACAAUGUUCUGUUUUUUACCUUGCAUGCUUUUUAUUAUCCCAUAUGUAGGGGUAUUUAUUUAUUUUUAAAAUAUAUAUACUGCUUGAUAGUGUUUUUUUAACAAUCCCCACCUCAAAGCUGAUUACAAAAAGAUAGCUAAUUUAUGAUGGGGAAAACAAGACUGGUCAUCCCAACAAGGGUUUCUUGAUGGUUAUAAACUUAAAAGGUGCUUCAUAUGAAUGUCAUAUAAACCUUUAUUGUACUUCCCUUCCCUUCAGAUACUACUAUCAAAGAGGAAUUCUGGCAAAAGUUGAAGGACAAAGACUUGUAUAUCAGUUCAAGGAAAUGCCCAAAAACAUUGUGGUUAUUGAUGACAAAAGUGAAUGUGGCAGUGAAGAUUUAUCAAUCGCCACCGAUGAGAAGUCAUUGGAGCGAGUGUCACUUUCUGCAGAAAACCUUUUGAAAGCAGCAGCCUCUGCUCGUGCAGGCAAAAACGCUUCUCAGUUGAACUGCACAAGAGCAGAGAAGCCCAUUACCAGAGUGGUGAAUAUCUCCUCACCUGGGCAUGAAAUGACAUCUUGUUCCACAACCACCGUUCCAGCAACAACCGCUCCCAGGUUAGUGCUGCAUGAUUUGCCUGUUGGUGAGGCCAAAGCUUGAGGAAUUAGUACAGUGUCAUUGACAUUGUACCUGUCUUUCUGGAAACAUUCUCAGUUUGAAUAUAGACAGAUGGUCUCAGUACAACAUCCAUAAUACAGAUUAUUCAAACACAGGAGUUUGAAACGGGAUCUGUUAAAGGUGAACUGUUAAUCUAGUCUAGUCCUACAGUUUAAAACAAACCUUUUUGGUAUUUCUCUUGUGAAUCGCAAGCAGUAGAAUGAGUAGAAACACAAGCAGCCUUCACAUUUUAAGCAUGAAAUUUGGCCUGGGGAAGUCUUCAGUUUUCAAUUCUUAUUUAUAGGUAUAACAACAUUUUUCUUUGUACAGUGGUACCUCAGGUUACAUAUGCUUCAGGUUACAGACUCCGCUAACCCAGAAAUAGUGCUUCAGGUUAAGAACUUUGCUUCAGGAUGAGAACAGAAAUUGUGCAGCGACGGCAGCAGGAGGCCCCAUUAGCUAAAGUGGUGCUUCAGGUUAAGAACAGUUUCAGGUUAAGAACGGACCUCCGGAACGAAUUAAGUACUUAACCUGAGGUACCACUGUAUAUAUGCAAACAGGCCUAGAUUUGUGGCAAGUAGUUUAUUUAGCAGAUUUGUCCAUGCGGCUUGCUUGAUCUUAAUGCAAUGUUUUGUCCUCAUCCAUUUGACAGAACUGUUCGUGUGGCCAUGCAAGUGCCUGUUGUAAUGACGUCUCUGGGACAGAAAAUAUCGACUGUUGCAGUGCAGUCAGUAAAUGCAGGGUCACCGUUGAUUACCAGCACAAGCCCAACCACAGCAGCAACCCCAAAGGUCGUAAUCCAGACAAUCCCUACAGUGAUGCCAGCAUCUGCUGAAAAUGGAGAGAAAAUCACAAUGCAGCCUACGAAAAUCAUUACCAUCCCUGCUACGCAGCUCACGCAGUGCCAGUUGCAAACAAAAACUGGUUUGCCCGGGACAGGAAGCAUUAACAUAGUUGGAACGCCACUAGCCGUGAGAGCACUUACUCCUGUGUCCAUAGCCCAUGGGACACCCGUGAUGAGACUAUCUAUGCCGGCCCAGCAGGCAGGUAGCCAUACCUCUUCCAGAGUUAUUAGCGCAGUCAUAAAAGGUCCAGAGGUCAAAUCUGAAGCAAUGGCUUUGAAGCAGGAGCGGGAGGUUAAGACGCUGCAGCUUGUUCAGGAAGAAAAGCCUGCAGAUGGAACCAAGACGGUUACGCAUGUGGUUGUGGUCAGUACGCCAUCGGCUAUUGCCCUCCCUGUAACUGUGAAAACGGAGGGGAUGGUAACAUGCGAGAAAUGAAGCAAAGGCAGCUAUGGACAUGAAUUACAUAGACCAUUGUGGAAUUAAGUAAACUGACAUAUUUAGGGAGGCAGGGAAAUGGACACAAUCAAGAAGUUAACAAAACAAAACUGAUUUUAAAAAUUGUUAAUAGUUAUGCAUACGUUUGAAACUUACUGGAAAUGAAUUGAUGUCCCAUGUUUCAGUGGGAAUUGAACCACAUCCUCACGCUGACACAAUUGCCUCUUGCAAAGUGGGAAACUGCUAAGCUGAUAAGGAAAAAUUCAGGGGUCGAGUGGGGCUCGAGGCUCACUGCAUUAUCAAGUUACACUAAGGCAUGGAACACUAAGCUGGUUCUGUGAAGGGUUCCUGGUUUAUGUCUCUGGGAAGGGCGGCGGGAAAGAGUCUCACUGUUACAUGACAAAUCUGAUGCAUUCUAAUGUGCAUACCAGCAAUUAUUACUGUGUCUUCACAGAAUUCAACUGGUGCUAUGUGAAUAACUCUGCUACUAGGUAUUUUAGAAUGUGAAUUAAAGGAGAGGAUUAAAAAGCUUCUAAAAGAAGACGAAGAUCUAGAGGGAUUUUUGUAUCAUACAGCUUAAGCAGAUUUAAAACGAAAGCCUUAGACUGAUUUUCAGUUCUCUUUCUUGAAAUAAGCUAAUGGCUUGUUUGUGUAAAGCAUUUUUUAUUAAAACAAUUUUUUAAAGAUCUUAUACCUAGCACAGUAUUGUUAUAGGAUUACAUGUAACAUAUUUUGUAUGGUAGUUAAGUCUGUCAGUUUCUUAAUUGUGGACAAAGUGGCCAUAGGGUUGUGGUGGCCUUUUGCUGCCGCAGGCCUGGGUCACCCACUUAGCCUCGACAUCUGUGCAUACAUUUCAAUUUCAGCUUCUACUCUGUCACUUGAAAGGUCACGCUUGGCAUGAACUCUUGUCAGGUAGUUAAAAGAGCCUGUACAUUUUUUUUAGUUAAAGUUAGAGGGAAGUACCAGUGUUCAGAAUGAACUAUAAUAGUUUGUAUAUUCAACAUUUAAAGUAUAUUCUAUUUUGUUGUACUCUUGUUUCAAAGUGUAUUCAAGUAGGUUUUACUGAAAUACAAACAUGAAAUUU
Messenger RNA from Podarcis lilfordi (Lilford's wall lizard), 40014 nucleotides. The record is from the annotation of a GenBank genome assembly. NCBI's taxonomy places the organism in Eukaryota, Metazoa, Chordata, Lepidosauria, Squamata, Lacertidae.